AGGUCGGUGGAGAGAAAUGGAGAAGGGGAAAUAUCUUGGAAGGGUUAGGUCAGGAUCAAGCUUCUUGUCCUGUGGAUCCAAAUAACGAAAGGGAUUCGAAGAAGGAUGGAGUCAAAAGAGAGGGGCAUAACCGGCAUUUACAAAUUUUGAUAUUGCUCUGUAAUGGUCAGGAAGCGUUGCGACAAUUGCAGAACCCAUCUGACUGGAGUAGAUUUUUCCCACAACCUCUUCACCUUCUUUAUCUCAAUCCCCAUUUCCUUUGUUUUCGCUCCUAUUUUUUUUCAACCCCACAACAAAUCUUUCUUCAUCUUCGAGCUUGCGUGAAGACAGGUCCCAGGAUUGAGAACUGCGAAGAUCGAACCUUUUUCCUCAUCGCGUAAGGAAUGGCUUGGAGGCAUCUCAUAACCCGGGUUUCGAGGAAUAAUUUGGAGUUUGGGCAGCUAAAGAAUGCGUUGAUCAAUACAUAUUUACCCCUCAAUAAGGGCGGAGUGGGUAGCGGUGGAGUAUAUAAGUUCUUGACGGCGCAGAAGAGAUAUCAGUCGAGCUAUGUUGGGAACCUUGCUCGAAGAGUGCGGGAUGCUGAUGAGGCCAGCGAAGUUGCUCAUCUCAAAGAACUCUUCCGUAGAAAUGAUCCUGAAGCUGUUAUAAAAUUAUUUGAAACUCAGCCAUCAUUGCACCACAAUGCUACUGCACUUUCUGAAUAUGUUAAAGCAUUGGUGAAAGUUGACAGACUGGAUGAGAGUGAACUACUUAAGACAUUGCAGAGAGGCAUUUCAAGUGCAUCUAGGGGAGAUGAAAGCAUUGGUAGCAUAGCAGCUUUCAGAAAUGUUGGAAAACAGUCAAAAGAAGGCGUUCUUGGAACCUCAAGUUCUCCUAUCCAUAUGGUGGCUACUGAAGGGGGCCACUUUAAGGAGCAGCUCUGGCGUACGAUUCGCACUAUUGCAUUGGCCUUUCUCUUGAUUUCUGGUGUAGGAGCACUCAUUGAGGAUAGAGGAAUUAGCAAAGGUCUUGGUUUGAAUGAAGAAGUGCAACCUAGCAUGGAAUCUAAUACAAAAUUCAAUGAUGUUAAGGGUGUGGAUGAAGCUAAGGCAGAGCUUGAAGAAAUUGUUCACUACCUUCGAGAUCCUAAGCGAUUCACUCGUUUGGGGGGCAAGCUCCCAAAAGGUGUCCUACUUGUUGGUCCACCUGGAACUGGCAAGACAAUGUUAGCAAGAGCAAUUGCUGGAGAAGCUGGGGUACCAUUCUUCUCAUGCAGUGGCAGUGAGUUUGAAGAGAUGUUUGUUGGUGUUGGAGCUAGAAGAGUGAGAGAUUUGUUUUCUGCUGCAAAGAAGCGGUCACCGUGUAUUAUUUUCAUUGAUGAGAUUGAUGCCAUUGGAGGAAGCCGAAACCCCAAGGAUCAACAGUAUAUGAAAAUGACUCUUAACCAGUUACUUGUUGAACUUGAUGGCUUUAAGCAAAAUGAAGGAAUAAUUGUCAUUGCAGCAACAAACUUUCCCGAGUCUUUGGAUAAGGCAUUAGUAAGACCUGGUCGAUUUGAUCGCCAUAUUGUUGUGCCUAAUCCUGAUGUUGAAGGACGUCGGCAAAUCCUGGAAUCACAUAUGUCGAAGAUAUUGAAGGCAGAUGAUGUUGAUAUGAUGAUCAUUGCGAGGGGGACUCCUGGUUUUUCUGGGGCUGAUCUUGCAAAUUUAGUUAACAUAGCUGCUUUAAAGGCUGCAAUGGAUGGUGCUAAAGCUGUGAGCAUGGAUGAUCUAGAAUUUGCGAAGGACAAGAUUAUGAUGGGAAGUGAGCGUAAGUCGGCUGUUAUUUCUGAUGAGUCACGAAAAUUGACUGCAUUUCAUGAGGGUGGCCAUGCCCUUGUGGCAAUCCACACUGAUGGAGCGCUUCCAGUUCACAAGGCCACAAUUGUUCCAAGAGGUAUGGCUCUUGGCAUGGUUGCACAGUUGCCUGAUAAGGACGAAACCAGUGUCUCCCGAAAACAGAUGCUUGCUCGCCUUGAUGUUUGCAUGGGAGGACGGGUUGCUGAAGAGCUCAUUUUUGGAGAAAAUGAAGUAACUUCCGGUGCUUCAUCUGAUUUGCAGCAAGCAACUUCUCUUGCCAGAGCCAUGGUUACCAAGUAUGGUAUGAGCAAAGAAGUUGGACUCGUUGCCCACAAUUAUGAUGACAAUGGGAAAAGCAUGAGUACAGAAACAAGGCUUCUUAUCGAAAAGGAAGUGAAGAACUUCUUAGAAGCGGCCUACACAAAUGCAAAAACAAUUCUCACUACCCAUAACAAGGAGCUCCAUGCCCUUGCAAAUGCUUUGCUUGAACAAGAGACUCUUUCUGGUAGUCAGAUCAUGGCUCUUCUUGCUCAGGUGAACUCGCAACAGCAGCAGCAACAACAACAUCAACAAUUAGUUUCUACACAGAGUAGCUCGCAGUCCAAACCUGUGCCACCAUCAGCACCAAACCCUGCUGCGUCGGCAGCCGCUGCCGCUGCCGCAGCAGCGGCAGCAGCAACAGCUGCAGCCAAGGCUAAAGGCAUUGCUCCUGUUGGAUCUUAGCCGUAUGUCGUAGCCGUUGCAGCUUUGUUUUUAAUUUUUGAGAUUCAUUGUGAAUAUAGUAACUUGCUGCCUUGUUGCCUCUUUUUUUUUUAUGGUGAUUGUAGCCUGCCACUAAUUUAUGUAUCACUAUGCAUCUAAUUGUCGAUUGGUAGCUGUAGAAGAGGUGAAUGCAGAAAGUGUAGCGGUUAGAGGAGUUCAUUGUCUUUUCCUUAUGCUUCUCUUCCAUUGUUUCGAUACUCAAAAAAUAAUUUUUCUUACAUACAUACCUUGAAAAGUA
Messenger RNA from Cucumis melo (muskmelon), 2817 nucleotides. Its product is annotated as ATP-dependent zinc metalloprotease FTSH 4, mitochondrial. The transcript has 7 exons. Gene Ontology annotation, molecular function: ATP binding; ATP hydrolysis activity; metalloendopeptidase activity. The record is from RefSeq and is a predicted model, not a curated record. Gene Ontology annotation, biological process: proteolysis. The coding region runs from base 384 to 2540 and encodes 718 amino acids. Lineage: Eukaryota; Viridiplantae; Streptophyta; Magnoliopsida; Cucurbitales; Cucurbitaceae. Gene Ontology annotation, cellular component: chloroplast thylakoid; membrane.